GAAUGAUUAUAAAGUGUGAAAAUAGAGUUAAGCUUUUUCACUUUCCUUGACAUGAAUAUCCCUUAGUCAUCUUUUCAAGUCCGAAUGAUGAUGAUCCCCGCAAUUUCUAAUGAUUUAUAAAUCUUUCUUUUUUCCUUUUUUUAAAAAAGAGUAUUUGACACAUAUACACACAAACAGCAUGGUUGAUAGUCAAACAAAAGCAUUAAUACCUGAAUUCGAUCCUGUUGAAGAGGCUAUCAAAGACUUUGCCAACAAUAAGUUUGUUAUUGUUAUGGAUAAUGAAGAUAGAGAGAACGAAGGAGAUUUGAUUAUUGCUGCUCAAAAUAUUACUACAGAACAAAUGGCCUUUUUAAUACGUCAUUCGAGUGGUUAUAUAUGUGUCCCAACAACAGGUGAACGUCUAGAUGAACUUGAAUUACCCUUGAUGGUCGAAAAGAAUACUGAACUGAUGAGAACUGCUUAUACAAUCUCUUGUGAUUAUGCUCAUGGAACAACAACAGGUAUCUCUGCCCAUGAUAGAGCCUUGACAGCACGCAAAUUAGCGGAUCCAUCAAGUAAACCCGAAGAUUUUAUGCGUCCUGGACAUAUACUUCCACUUCGCUCAGUCCCUGGUGGUACAUUUCAACGAUUUGGACAUACAGAAGCUGCAGUGGAUCUUUGUAAACUAGCAGGAAUCUAUCCUGUAGCAUGUAUUGGAGAGAUUGUGAAUGAUGACGCACAAGGAACUAUGGCAAGAAGAGAUGACUGUUUUGCAUUUGCUAAAAAGCACAACAUCAAGAUGAUUACUAUCAAGGAUAUCAUCGCUUAUAGAAGACAACAAGAAGGCGUGUAAUUUGUGCAUAUGUAUAUAAAAAGCUUUUCACGUGGGUUUUGUAAAUCAUCUGUUUUUUUUUUGUAUGUGACUCAGUUUGUUUUCUUGGUGAGAUGAGAUGACACAAAGUGUAGAAUGAAUUAGGGUUAAAAUAUGCAUACUUUAUAUAGAUUUGAUUCUUU
Messenger RNA from Rhizopus microsporus ATCC 52813, 993 nucleotides. RefSeq names its product 3,4-dihydroxy-2-butanone 4-phosphate synthase. The record is from RefSeq and is a predicted model, not a curated record. Gene Ontology annotation, biological process: riboflavin biosynthetic process; aerobic respiration. Gene Ontology annotation, cellular component: mitochondrial intermembrane space; cytosol. The transcript has 3 exons. NCBI's taxonomy places the organism in Eukaryota, Fungi, Mucoromycota, Mucoromycetes, Mucorales, Rhizopodaceae. The coding region runs from base 179 to 832 and encodes 217 amino acids. Gene Ontology annotation, molecular function: 3,4-dihydroxy-2-butanone-4-phosphate synthase activity.